AUGGAUCUUUCAGUUCAGAAUAAAGUGAUCAAGCAUUUAGAAGAAAUAGAAGAAGCUGGUGAAAUGGUAUUAGCUAAGCAACAAGAAUGCAUAGUUUACGACAGGAAUCGGCAAAAAUCACGUGAAGCUGUGCGAAAGUUAAUGCAAUUGGAUUCAGAAAAUAAACAGUGGGCGUGCUUAUCUGACCAGUUCUUUCUGUUUCCAUCUGUUGGAUUAAGGAAAGCAAUUGAGGAGGAUAUUAAAGUUUACGAUUCUGAAAUCCAGAAAUUAAAUCACCAAUUAAAGGAAGAUAUUAAUUGGUUACAUGAACUUGAAGCCUCUGUUAACCUAUUGUUCACUCAAUUUCAGAUGACUAAUCUACUAACUUCUGGUCAUAGACGUUAUAACCCACUAUUAGAUGAAUGGAUUAUUGUUUCUCCACAUCGAAUUCAACGUCCUUGGGGAGGACAAAUGGAAUCUGAUAAUCAUAAACCCACAGAAGUAACUGACGUUUCUGUAAAAUGUACCAAAAAUCCAUUAUUACCCGGUUCCGUUCGUGCAAGUGGCUUAAUCACACCUAAUUAUCAAUCUGUUUACACAUUUCACAAUGACUUUCCUGCUUUGAGAGUUUAG
Molecule: messenger RNA, 612 nt
Organism: Schistosoma mattheei
Lineage: Eukaryota; Metazoa; Platyhelminthes; Trematoda; Strigeidida; Schistosomatidae
Source: the annotation of a GenBank genome assembly